GGAAAUGGAAUUCCAACAUCUAAUGCUAAACCCCGGGUAGCAGAGAAAAAAAUUUGAUGAGCAAAAGAACCUAAACCCCUUGAUUCGAGAGUUUGGAGUAAUCUUUGAGUGAUCCAAAUGAGAGGAAGCAUUGGUAGAUCCUUGUCUAAUACUAACAAUCACUACCUCACAUCUAUUACCAGAGGCGCCUCUUUUCUCCUCCAAUCCUCCUUCUCCACUUCCUCCAGCUCUGGCAGCGGCGGUGGCCGAGGCCGUGGGGGCACCUCCCCCUCUAGUUCUUUCAUCGAUUUCACUCCGCCACUGGGAAAAUCUGGCUCAGGGGACUCAAACCGUGACUCUGCUGAAUCACCUCCAGCCGGAGUAGGCCACGGCCGUGGAAGAGGAAGACCAUUAUCCUCCGACCCCAUUCCCCACCCUUUCUCCUCUUUUGUUUCUCAAACUGGGUCUGGUCGAGGCCGAGUCACCAGCGAGUCAGUGCCACCACCACCUCCGCCUCCAGCGCAAGCAAAGCAGCCCAUAUUCAUCAAGAAAAAAGAUGAAGAUGAAACUGAGUCCUCCGCCAAGGCAGCAGCUGAGCCGAUUCAGUCGAGUGAGCCCAUCUUCCCUCCUAACAUACUCCCUGUCUCAGUUUUAUCCGGCGCUGGGCGGGGUAAGCCCGUGAAGCAACCGGAGCCUGCCUCGCGAAGACAGGAGGAAAAUCGGCAUAUCCGGGUGGCGCAGCAGCAGUCCCCUUCGGCCCAGAUGAGCCAGGAGGAAGCGACCAAGAAAGCAAUGGGCUUACUUUCAAGGAGAAGUGAAAGCGGGGAAAGUGGGAUGGUAGGGAGAGGAGUAAGAGCGAGUAUGGGAAUGGGUGGAGGUAGAGGUAGAGGUAGAGGUAGAGGUAGAGGUAGAGGGAUGGGUAGGGGGAGAGGAAGAAGACAGGGAGAAGACACAAGGAUAGUAAAGGACUCCGGUGAAGGGUCUGCAGACGGACUUUAUUUGGGCGACAAUGCGGAUGGGGAGAAAUUUGCCCAAACUAUCGGAGCUGACAAUAUGAAUAAGUUGGUUGAAGGGUUUGAGGAGAUGGGCAGUAGAGUCUUGCCUUCUCCUAUGGACGAUGCCUACUUGGACGCCUUGCACACCAACUGUUCGAUAGAGUUUGAACCAGAAUAUUUGAUGGAAGAGUUUGGCACAAACCCAGAUAUCGAUGAGAAACCACCUAUGCCUCUUCGAGAUGCACUUGAGAAGAUGAAGCCAUUCCUGAUGGCAUAUGAAGGAAUUCAAAGUCAAGAAGAGUGGGAGGAAGUCAUCAAAGAAACAAUGGAAAGGGUACCUCUACUGCAAGAGAUUGUUGAUUACUACAGUGGACCUGAUAGGGUAACUGCGAAGAAACAACAAGAGGAGCUAGAAAGAGUUGCAAAAACUAUUCCUGAAUGUGCACCUUCUUCUGUGAAGCAGUUUGCAAAUCGCGCGGUUCUCUCUCUUCAGAGUAAUCCUGGUUGGGGAUUUGACAAAAAAUGCCAAUUCAUGGAUAAGCUUGUGUGGGAGGUUUCUCAACAAUACAAAUAAAGCUAGAAGGCUUGUUGACAUGAUGAUACCAAGUAAUUUUGGCCUCUGGAUGGGGUGAUAUCUUAAUCUAAGGCAUAUGCCAUAGGGAAAGGUUGACUACAUUCACAAUUUUUUUCCUGGAUAAAUGAACAGACUUUGCUGAACGGAGAUUUUACUUUUCUAUUUACUUCUAAAUAAAACAAAGAGGUAAUGAGUCAUUUUGUUACA
This is a messenger RNA of Theobroma cacao (cacao), 1755 nucleotides long. Its product is annotated as hydroxyproline-rich glycoprotein family protein. The record is from RefSeq and is a predicted model, not a curated record. Lineage: Eukaryota; Viridiplantae; Streptophyta; Magnoliopsida; Malvales; Malvaceae.